AGCCAGACCGAGUCUAAAACUGCUUGUUUCAAACACUUUGACUUUUCUCUGUACGGAGAGGAACUACUCGGGACACUUCUGGGCUUUAUGUGGGAUAUUUGGGGGUCCCUUUUUUUUCUCCUUACACUGGGGAUGAUUCCGUGUCUUUUCUAGGUCUGGUACUAACCCCUCUCUCCAAUCUGUGACAUCUCUAUUCCAAUAGGACGCGCGUUACUAAGGCAGCCGUUGAGUGAACAUGCUUUAAGUCUGCAUCCAAAAGUGGGGACUUGAGUUUGAUCAGCAGUGGGACCAUGCAAAGGCAGCACAGAGGGGGAACAAACCUGAGGCUGCUGCUUCUUUGCCUUUACAUCGCCAUCAUCGCCUCUGGAGCGCAAGCUGGUGGAAAGAAGCACAGUGGUCCAUGUGGGGGAAGAGACUGCAGCGGAGGUUGUAAAUGCUUUCCAGAAAAGGGUGCCAGGGGUCUCCCAGGGCCUCUUGGUCCUCAGGGCCCACAAGGACCCCUAGGGCGACCAGGGGAUCCUGGUAUUCAAGGACAAAAGGGGCAGAAAGGUGACCAAGGAAUUGGUGGCAUCAUAGGUCCAAAAGGCGGCAUGGGAAUGACUGGUGUUCCUGGGUUCUCUGGAAACGAUGGAAUUCCUGGACACCCAGGACAACCUGGAUCCAGAGGGAAGCCAGGAGCAGACGGCUGUAACGGGACCAAAGGAGAACCAGGGUUCUCAGGACUACCGGGUUAUUUGGGGCCCCCUGGAAAUCCUGGACUAUAUGGCAAGAAGGGAGAGAAGGGGGAUUCUCUGGAUGUCAACGUUUACAUGCUGCGCUUCAGGGGAGACCCAGGGACACCUGGAGAAAACGGAUGGCCGGGGCUUCAAGGAAGACCAGGGUCCUCAGGUAACAGAGGCCCUCAAGGACCCAAGGGUCCUCCGGGUCCUCCAGGGGUCCGUGGACCGAAGGGUACCAUGACCAAAGUGUUGAAGGGAAUCAAAGGAGAAGCAGGAGAGAUCGGACUACCAGGCCCACCAGGAAACUUCACUGAACAGUAUCGUCUGCCUCCCCCUGUACCACCUCAAUUCAGAGGGGACAAGGGAGAAAGUGGAGAUCUGGCAGACAACCAUGACAACAAAGGAGAAAGUGGUAUAACGGGAUUCCCUGGGCCCCGGGGUGAAAGUGGUGCAGAUGGGCCUCCUGGGCUGAGGGGUGAGCCUGGAGAUCCAGGGCUAAACGGAGUAGAUGGUCCUAAGGGAGUCAGAGGUGAUCCAGGAGAGUUGAUUACUUCAGGAGGUACUGCGCUUCCUGGUCUUCCUGGAUACCCUGGUGAGGAGGGGCCACAAGGAGAGAAGGGUCCAACUGGAGAUCCAGGCUACCCCGGACCUCCCGGACCCCCUGCCUCUAGCACACAGCAAGCUUUCGUUUCCUUUGGCCCUUUUGGUUUUAAGGGGGAACGAGGAGAUAAGGGUCUACCAGGAGACCCAGGAAGACCUGCUGUCUCUCCAGGAUCUCCUGGACCGGAUGGAAGGCCAGGGAGCAGAGGCCCUCCUGGAAUCAAAAGAUCAAUGAAAGAGUUUUUCAAAGGAGAUAAAGGAUUCAGGGGACAACCUGGCAAUGGAGGAUUCAAAGGAAUAAAAGGAGAUCAUGGAGAAUGCAAGUGCAGUGGUGAUAAUUUCCCCCGUGGUUUAGCUGGUCCUCCCGGUGAGCCUGGUGAUGCUGGGAUGACUGGGGAGUUUGGGUAUGAUGGGGAUAUAGGAGACCCAGGUCCCCGAGGAGCAGAUGGUUUACCUGGACCUGCUGGCAUUAAUGGUUUCCAGGGGCCCAAAGGUCGAAAAGGAGAAACAGGUGUUGCAAGACAAAAAGGAUAUCCAGGGGACCCAGGAGACCCAGGGAAUGAUGGAAUUCAAGGGAUACCCGGUGCUCCUGGCCCAAACGGCCUUAAUGGUUUCCCUGGUAACCGCGGCCUUCCAGGUGAAGGUCCUAUAGGAGAACGUGGAGACAAAGGGUUCCCUGGAUGGCCCGGUACGGCUGGUCCUUUAGGAGAGAUAGGAAAACCAGGUGAAAACUUUGCAGGUAUCAAAGGACUGCGUGGUCCUUCUGGAGAUGAAGGCCUCCCUGGCUAUGAUGGAAUUCCUGGUCCGCCUGGAAGUCCCGGCGGCUGUAUACCAGAUGGAGAUGGAGGACAGGUGGAUGUGACAGGUGCUUGUGAACCCAUCCCAGGUCCUCCUGGCCUGCCUGGACCUCGUGGAUUUAGUGGAAUAUCAGGUUCUCCAGGGGAUCGUGGCCCUAAAGGUGUAAAAGGUGCAAGUGGAGUGAAGGGAGAGAAAGGAGAACAAGGGGACCGGGGAACAAGCGGCUUUCCUGGACCACAAGGUUUUGUCGGUCCCCGAGGAGAACCUGGGAUUCCUGGCACCAGGGGUUCAGAAGGUACCCCUGGUAGCCCUGGUAUUCCUGGCCGAGACGGGUUUCAGGGUGAUAAGGGUGCCCAUGGAGAAAUAAUGGAUGCAUCACCUGGACCUCCAGGUGACCCAGGAAUACCUGGCUUGCAAGGAAAAAAAGGCCAAACAGGAGAACCGGGACCACCAGGUUUUGCAGGAAUAAAUGGAAUGCCUGGAAUGAUUGGCUUCAGGGGGCCCAAAGGUGCCCCAGGCCUGCCUGGGGAAGAGGGAAGACCUGGGCCAGCUGGCACAUAUGGCUACCCUGGUGAUCCUGGUCAGUCUGGUCCACCUGGUCCGACUGGCGCUAUUGGAGAGACAGGAAUAACCGGAGAGAGAGGUCCAGAUGGAGACCCAGGUCCUCCAGGUCCAAUAGGGUUAAAAGGAAUGCCAGGUGCUUAUGGAGAUGAUGGCACCGUUGGAGAGCAGGGCCCACAAGGUGACCCUGGACAACAAGGUGCAACUGGAAGACCGGGAAUUCAAGGAAAGAAAGGAGAGAAAGGUUCUCCUGGAACGUCUGGGUUUGGGGGUGUCGGUGGAAAUCCUGGUCUGAAGGGCUUUGAGGGGCAAAAAGGAGGGGCGGGGGUGCCUGGUGAGCCUGGCCUGAAAGGUCAGACGGGAAAAAAGGGAGAGAAAGGUGAGUCCGGUCUGACCGGUCCACGGGGGAUUAUGUCCCCCAAAAUGCUUGUUGACAUAAAGGGAGUCAAAGGAGAUCACGGGCAUCAAGGCGAUCCAGGUUUUACCGGGCCAAGAGGUGCCAAAGGUGUACAAGGUUGGCCAGGCCUUGAUGGAGCUCACGGUCUGCCAGGAGACCCCAGUACUGAAAAAGGUGUUUCUGGAGAUCCAGGUGCACAGGGCCUGCCAGGGGUAAAAGGAAUGCCAGGGUCACCUGGUAACCGAGGCAUUCAAGGCUUUGAUGGAAUGCAUGGUAACAAGGGAGGCAAAGGAAGCCCCGGUGCCUACGGUCAGUCGGGAUUGAAAGGAAGGAAGGGGGCCAAAGGCGAUAAAGGCAUUCGUAUAGACCUUCCAGGAUCUAAAGGACUGAGAGGAGAGGAUGGAUUUGAUGGAGAACCAGGUGUGAAAGGAAUACUGGGACCAAUUGGGGACAUUGGUAUAACUGGUUUUGAUGGUGUCCAAGGAGUAAAGGGACAAUCUGGAGAUCCGGGAAUAGUGGGUUACCAAGGGUUGGACGGGGACAGGGGAACUCCAGGAAACCAGGGUCAAAAGGGUUUUCCUGGUAUUCCAGGGAAAGAUGGUCUGCCAGGCGUUCCUGGCUUCUCUGGAAUUAAAGGUUACCCCGGCCUUAAGGGUCUUUUUGGAUUAGAUGGACUGAAAGGACAACAGGGUGUCAAAGGAACACCAGGUCUGACUGUUUAUGGACCCAUUGGAGAGACAGGAAUUAAAGGGAAUAAAGGAGAAAGUGGUUUACCCAAUAGCGAGCCAGGUGCUCCAGGUCCAGCUGGUUUGAAAGGCUACCAGGGGCCUCCGGGUGACUUUGGUCAACCUGGAGAACCAGGACUCCGUGGCCUUAAAGGACCAGAUGGGAGCCCAAACAUUCCUGGAAAAAGGGGGGAUCCUGGCCUUCCAGGAGGUCCUGGAUUGCAAGGUUAUCCAGGAGCAAGGGGACAGCCUGGUUUGGAUGCUUUUCCAGGAGAGAAAGGUUUACAAGGAGACUAUGGGUUCCCUGGUUCACCUGGUUGGAAAGGAUAUCAAGGAGAUCCAGGUCCAGCGGGCUACAAGGGGGCUGAUGGCGUCUUUGGGAAGAAAGGACCAAAAGGAGACCAAGGUUACAUGGGAUUUCCUGGACAGAUAGGUUUAAAAGGAGAGAGAGGACCAACUGGUCCAAAAGGAGACACUGGAAUUCCAGGUUAUCCUGGGGCAGCUGGCAACCGGGGUCCUGCUCCACCUUCCAUUCGAAUUCCAGGAGAAAGAGGUCCUCCGGGACCACGGGGUAUCCAAGGCCCGAAAGGAUCUACAGGGGAGCCAGGACCUCGAGGCCCACCUGGAGAUCCAGGGUUCAUGGGACCAAUUGGAGAUAAAGGUAUGCCUGGGAUUAGUGGCACUCCAGGAGUCCCGGGUUUCCGUGGAGACGUUGGAGAAGUUGGACACCAUGGUCUCCAAGGAACGGAAGGUCAAAGAGGCAGGCCAGGUAUCCCGGGGUUACCUGGGAUGGCUGGCCGCAGCAUCAGCGUGGGCUACUUGCUUGUGAAACACAGUCAGUCAGAGCAGACGCCGAUGUGUCCGGUGGGAAUGUCUAAACUCUGGGACGGUUACAGUCUGCUGUACCUGGAGGGUCAGGAGAAGGCCCACAACCAGGACCUGGGUUUGGCUGGUUCCUGCCUCCCACGGUUCAGCACCAUGCCCUUCCUCUACUGUAACCCUGGAGACCUUUGUUACUAUGCCAGUAGGAAUGAUAAGUCCUUCUGGUUGUCAACCACUGCUCCCCUUCCCAUGAUGCCUGUAGAGGAAGGAGAAAUUAAGCCAUACAUCAGCCGUUGCUCCGUUUGUGAGGCUCCAUCAGUCGCUAUUGCGGUUCAUAGCCAAGACAUCACCAUUCCACAGUGUCCCGUGGGCUGGAGGAGCCUGUGGAUUGGCUACUCUUUCCUCAUGCACACAGCAGCAGGAAACGAAGGCGGCGGCCAGUCCCUGUCGUCGCCUGGGUCCUGCCUGGAGGACUUCCGCACAACACCGUUUAUCGAGUGUAAUGGGGCCAAGGGCACAUGCCACUACUUCGCUAACAAACACAGCUUCUGGCUGACAUCUAUAGACCAGUCUUUCCACAGCCAGCCGUCCGCGGAGACAUUAAAAGCAGGCCAGCUCCUUUCACGCAUCAGCCGCUGCCAGGUCUGCAUGAAGAACCUGUGAGGAACUUUGCUUCAGUCUCCACAGAGAGGCCCAAAGUUCUCACCCGACAACAACUUUCAUCCAAACCACAGUGCUCAGAUAUGCAAUGACUGUGCAGUUCCUCGAGCUUAAAUGUGCACUACAAAUUCAGCAAAAAAAAAAAAAGCCAUAAAAAAGAACAACUUCAUCAUGGAACAACUGUAUUUUUAUUUGUUAUUUUGUGUGUUAAAUUUGGUGCUUACUUUUUUAACUUAUUACCUCAGUUAUAAUGACACAAUGUUAACCACCUAAGGCCACAAAGUACAGCUGAACCAAAGAUGCUUCUUUUAAACUAUAUCGUUUUUUAGUUUGGAUCCUGUAGACCUGCUAUAAAGCCACUAACGCUGCAUCCCUGCCAGCUGAGGGUGACAAAGAGGUAUUCUUACAUUUCCGCCAUCAUUUAAACUGCUUGUAAAAAGCCUAUUUUUUCUAAAAGUAUACAAAGCUGUGCUCUUUUCUAUGCAUGUAACAACUACUGUUAGUUCAUCUGUUUUUCAUAUGUUCACACAAUGCACUGAUUCUCUUAAGACAUUAAAAUAAAAGAAACAUGACCCCUCUGUGGUUGUUUAAAUCUGUUUCACGUCACUCACAUUUUGCUUUAAGAAAAACUGAACAAUUUUAAGAUGGGACACAGCUUUGAGCCAUAUAGGAUGUGAUAAUUAUUCAGUUAUAGUUAGAAAAUUUUAAAACUGAAUGCAUUUCAGUUCUCUGAUUUUUGUGUUUUUUUUUGGCUAGUAGUAUCUAUUCAAAAUAAAAUGCAGUG
Molecule: messenger RNA, 6066 nt
Organism: Cyprinodon variegatus (sheepshead minnow)
Lineage: Eukaryota; Metazoa; Chordata; Actinopteri; Cyprinodontiformes; Cyprinodontidae
Gene: col4a2
Product: collagen, type IV, alpha 2
Exons: 48
Coding region: 291-5285 (1664 amino acids)
Cellular component (GO): collagen trimer; basement membrane
Molecular function (GO): extracellular matrix structural constituent
Source: RefSeq, a predicted model, not a curated record